AUGCCUUUACGUAUAGAUGACAGCGAAGAAGCAUGUGUUGCUAAGAAUUCGAUUCCUUUUAAAGCGGCCUAUCUCAGGAAAGUCUACUUCAUAUUAUCAUUCCAACAGCUUACUAUUGCUGCCGUUUCGUUUGCGCUUUUCAUGACUCCAGGUGUACGUCCAUUUGUUCAGCAUUACAGUUCGACCACGUGGCUUAUUAUGCUGUUUUUUAUAAUCAGUGUUUUAUGUCUACGACAAGCUACAUUUUACUCAUCACAACUUCUUGGUGCUGCAUUGUUAUUAUUCUCAAUAGCUGCAGCUCUGGUGUUUGGAGGUGAGCAGCUUUGUUGUUUAAAUAUCGUCGAUUUCAAUUACAAAACCGAUCUGAUUGUGAACUAG
Haemonchus placei is the source of this 378-nucleotide messenger RNA. Lineage: Eukaryota; Metazoa; Nematoda; Chromadorea; Rhabditida; Trichostrongylidae. The record is from the annotation of a GenBank genome assembly.